AGUUGAUCAGCUCUAAUUGUUAGUAAAAUAACGAGAUCUCCAGUUAGCCGAAGAUUAAAAUGGAUGAAAAUCUGUGCCAAGAGCUAUUAGCUAAUCUACAACUGGAAGAGACGCGUAAAAACGCUCUGACGGAGAUCAAAAACACUCUGAUUUCAUCCAACAACUCGUCCAUCUCCAACAGCUUUCUGAAAUCACCGGAGCUUCUCAACUGCUUGGAGGAUGCCAACAGCGAACAGACGCUGCUGGCAUGUGACAUUCUAUCGAUCUGCAUGAGUACCCUCGUAAUCGACGAGACCACCGAGGUUAAGAAUGUUAUCGAAAAAUCGUUGAGUCAUGUCAAUCCCAAAGUGCAGACAUUCGGAUUGCGCGAGCUUGCUCGCAUCCUGGCUUCACCGCCGGAGAACUUCAUCAAUGAAACGCUGAUCCUGCUGGUGAUCAAAUGCUUGGCAUCGGAUGAUAUCAGCGUCGGAACACCUUCGAUCGAGAUACUACGGCUGAUGCUACCCAAGUUCGUCCAGCUGAGAAGCGUCCAGGAGAACUUGGAAGGGCUGCUGAACAAAGGUGAUGUCGUCCGGUGUAGAUUGUAUGAACUGGCUGUUAAGUUAGGUCGUCAAUCGGAGGAAUUGUUGGCUUCAGUUGAAAAAUUCUUGCAGAAGGCUGUACAGGAACUAGAUGGGAGCGAUAUUCUGCUGCAAUUGAAUGUUCUGCAGAUUUUGUCCGAGUUGUCUGUGGGUAAUCAUGGAAUGGCUUACCUGGAAAACAAUGGCGUAUUUGGUAAGCUCAUGGCGAAGAUUGAUCAUUUGGAGGAAGACCCUCUGGCGGCGAUUCUGGUUCCGGGUUUGAUGAAAUUCUACGGAAACAUUGCGGCGAUUCAUCCGGCUAAUGUCUACGAUGGGUAUCCGAAAGUUAUCGAGUUGCUGUUUGAGUGCCUACAGUCGGAAGACAUGUCCAUACUGCCUACCGCUUACGAUACCCUGGGCUGCAUUGCACAACCGAGCGAGGGAAAGCGACAGAUUCACUACAAAUAUGGUGCAUCGUUGAAGAAGACGCUGCAUCAUUUCAGCAUCAUAAUCCGCAAUUUGCCGAAUGAUUUAAAAAUUCGUCUGCUGAACUGCUUGCGAUCAAUGUUCUUAAUCGAUGCAGUCAACGCGGAUAAUCAGAUAACAACCAUCACCCAAACCUGGUACGACUACCUAAGUGAGCAGGACAAUCUUAACCUGGUAAUGGACUACAUCAGGAAUCCCUUCCCGGAUAUGAAGCGUGCCGCACUAGGGUUGCUCAAAGCCAUCGUUGGCCACCGAUGGGGCCAGACCUAUCUGCUGAAUACGGGAGGCUUCGUGGAGUACCUCUUGGAUCGAAAGCAGGAAGCCGAUAAGGAUGUCGUUCUAGACAAGUACGAAGUGAUUCGGAUGCUCACAUCGUCGACUGUAUUCGAUGAGCAGACGGCUUCCGAGCUGAGACGUUACGUUGCGGAGGGUGCUUUCUAUGUGCACGGAAUCACUGAGGUGGCCAUCGAAGGGGCUUCCUAAAUGUGUGUGCGGCUUGUUUUGCUUUCUUUUUGUGUAUGAAUUAAGAUAAG
Molecule: messenger RNA, 1579 nt
Organism: Ochlerotatus camptorhynchus
Lineage: Eukaryota; Metazoa; Arthropoda; Insecta; Diptera; Culicidae
Product: 26S proteasome non-ATPase regulatory subunit 5
Exons: 3
Coding region: 60-1529 (489 amino acids)
Biological process (GO): proteasome assembly
Cellular component (GO): cytosol
Source: RefSeq, a predicted model, not a curated record